CGCGUGCGCACUGGCUGACCUGGUGCUGGGCCCGUGAGAGCGGGGGAGAAGGAGGCCACUGUAUGUCGGAGGAAACCAGGAGAGGCAUCACUGGCAAUCUGUUCUACCGAGUUCUGCGUCUUUUUCUGCCCUCCCCUCCUCAGAUCGAUCAAAUUGAACAAAAAACCCAGUAUUCAGAAAUUGAGUUAGAUUUGCUGGUUAUCAACCUCUGCAAAAAGCCUACUGUGGAAGGUUGGUGAUAGCCAAGUGCAUUUCCCAACCCAGAAAAUCCUGGUCUACCAAUCAGGAAUACGCUGCUGAGCCAUUUGAAGAUGGUGAAGCCUGAUCUUCACACUCUGGCUCAUCACCUCAAGCAAGAGCGUCUUUAUGUGAAUUCUGAAAAGCAAUUACUUCAGCGGUUAAAUACGGAUGUAUUGAAAACUGCUGAAAAGCUGUAUUGCUCAGCGUGGAUUGCAAAACAGCAGCGAAUUAACUUGGACCGUCUCAUAUUAACAAGUGUGGAAGCGUCUCCAGCAGAAUGUUGCAAACAUGCAAAGAUUUUGGAGGAUACACAGUUUGUGGAUGGAUACAAGCAGCUGGGAUUCCAAGAGACGAUAUAUGGUGAAUUUUUGAAUCGUUUGAGAGAAAACCCAAGACUCGUUGCCUCGUGCUUGGUGGCUGGGGAGAAGCUUAAUCAUGAGAGCACCCACAAUGUAAUCCUUACAGUAUUUACUGCCCUUUAUGGUAACUGCAUUAUGCCGGAAGAUGAGAGCUAUCUUCUGCAAGUGUUGCGCUACCUAAUUGAGUUUGAAUUGAAAGAGAGUGAUAACCCAAGGCGACUGCUUCGAAAAGGUGCUUGUACUUUCAGCAUUUUGUUCAAGCUUUUUUCGGAGGGUCUGUACUCUGCAAAGCUCUUUCUUACUGCAACUUUACAUGAGCCAAUUAUGCUGCUGCUUGUAGAAGAUGAAGAUCACUUGGAAACUGACCCCAAAAAACUUAUUGAAAGGUUUACUCCAGCACAGCAAGAAAAGUUCUUUGGCGAGAAGGGCACAGAGCAGUUCAGAAGGAAAGUGCAGGAGAUGGUAGAAAGCAAUGAAGCAAAGCUGGUAGCUUUGGUCAACAAAUUUAUUGGCUAUCUUAAACAAAACACUUACUGUUUUCCACAUAGUUUACGUUGGAUUGUAUCGCAAAUGUAUAAAACCUUGUCUUGUGUGGAAGGGUUGGCUGUUGGGGAGGUGAAAGCCAUGUGCACGGAUUUGUUGCUUGCUUAUUUCAUUUGCCCAGCGAUUGUUAAUCCAGAACAAUAUGGGAUAAUCUCUGAUGCUCCAAUUAACGAAGUGGCAAGAUUUAACUUGAUGCAGGUUGGCCAACUCUUGCAGCAGUUGGCAAUGACGGGCAGUGAGGAAGCAGAUCCACGGUUGAAGAAUAGUCUCUCCAAAUUUGACAAAAUUUGUGUUGCGGCCUUCUUGGAUGUUAUCAUUGGCGGUCGUACAGUGGAGACUCCUCCUAUGUCCUCAGUGAAUUUGCUGGAGGGACUAAGUAGGACUGUUGUCUACAUGACACACAAUCAACUUGUAAAUUUGGUAAAUUUUGCACGGCAUGUAAAGUCAAGGGACCUGCUAAGAGAAGAGGACAAGAUGGCUCUGGAGAAUCUUAUCAUUAAUCUUCCUCAACCCAGAGCAGGGAAGAGCAAUAGCCUUGAGCUGACUCCCUCCAGCACACCCCAGCUAUCCCCUGCAACUACUCCAGCCAACAAAAAAAAUAGACUUCAAAUAGCUGGAAGGAAUAGGGGCCGGACAAAUGAAGCAAAAGAGCAACACUUUGACCAUGAAAGUUCAAGUCAGGAGCCUUUGCAGGAGAUCCAUCCUGAAGAAGUAUUGGUUAUUUCACUGGGCAUUACCUCUCAGAUGUCACCUGGCAUGAUGUCAGAAAAUGAGGUGUUGAGCAUGCAGCUUGCUGAAAGUGGGCAAGGAGAAGUACCUGCAGACGAUGGAAAACUGCAUGGCAAACCAGAUAAAACUCUGCGUUUUUCCCUCUGCAGUGAUAAUCUGGAGGGAAUAUCAGAAGGACCUUCAAACCGCUCAAAUUCUGUAUCCUCACUCGACCUGGAAGGAGAAUCAGUCUCUGAACUUGGAGCAGGACCUUCUGGAAGUAAUGGUGUUGAAGCUUUACAGCUUUUGGAACAUGAACAAGCCACAACACAAGACAACCUCGAUGACAAACUGCGUAAAUUUGAACUUCGAGACAUGAUGGGGCUGACAGAUGACAGGGACAUUUCAGAAACUGUGAGUGAAACCUGGAGCACUGAUGUCUUGGGAAGUGAUUUUGAUCCAAACAUUGAUGAAGAUAGACUGCAAGAUAUUGCAGGUGCAGCAGCAGAGAAUAUGCUAGGUAGUUUGCUUGGUUUACCAGGUUCAACUUCAGUGCUACUCGAUCCCUGCACAGGGUCAACGAUUUCUGAGACAACAAGUGAGGCUUGGAGUGUGGAAGUUCUGCCAAGUGACUCAGAAGCUACAGAUUUGAAACAAGAGGAGCGGUUGCAGGAGCUGGAAAGUUGCUCAGGAUUGGGUAGCACAUCUGACGAUACAGAUGUGAGGGAAGUGAGUUCACGGCCCAGUACACCUGGUCUCAGUGUUGUCUCAGGCAUGAGUAUGACUUCAGAAGACAUACCCAACAAAGUCGAGGAUAUCCGAUCAGAAUGCAGCUCCGAUUUUGGAGGGAAAGAUUCUGUUACAAGCCCUGAAGUGGAGGAAAUUGUUCAGGGUGUACAGAUGACUUCUUCACUCUCCCAGACAGACACAUUGCUCGCAUUGUUUGACCCUCUGUCUUCUGAUGCUUCCAUCAUGCCAUCAAUAGUCAGGUCUAAAGUACACUAUGCAAGACCGUCACACCCACCACCUGAUCCUCCCAUACUGGAAGGUGCUGUAGGAGGCACCGAUGGCCGAUUGCCAGCAUUUGGGUCUCCUACUUGUUGCCAAACUGAAGCUGAAUUGCUGAAACAGAGGCACUCCUUUCCAGAAAGGCUAGUACGCAGCAGAAGUUCUGAUAUUGUUUCUUCUUCUCGCCGACCAAUGAGUGAUCCUAGUUGGAAUGCACCAGGCAGCAGAAGAACAGGGAAUGAAGAACUGUUUGCAGCUGGGGCAGCAGCUGUAGGAACCUCGGGGCCAACUUCAUCUCCAAGCAAAGAUUCCCUCGGUGAGGAAAGAAAGGACAGUGAUGAUGAGAAGUCAGAUCGUAGUAAAUCCUGGUGGAAGAAACGAUUUGUGUCUGCUAUUCCGAAAGCUCCUAUUUCCUUCAGGAAGAAAGAUAAACAAGAAAAAGACAAAGAAGAUGGUGCACAGGAAAGGUUUCAGGCCAUGCAAGGUUGGCUGAUCCUACCUUCCAUAAUCAAUGAUGAGCCAAUUCCCAGGCUGAACGUACAGGCUCAGGCUGCAGAGGAUAUCCUGGAUAAAUAUAGAAGUGCUAUUAAACGAGCCAGCCCCAGUGAAGUAGUUGUCAAUGAUGAGGUUGCAGAGACAAUUGGAGAUGAUAGUGUCCAUGAUUCACCACGUGAUGAAACGCUUCAAAACCUUUCAGCAGAUGAUCUGCCAGAUUCCGCUAGUCAGACUGCCCAGACUCAAGAUUCCACGUUCUCCUUUCGAGAUGCAAAGAAGAAAUUGCGAAUGGCUCUGUGUUCUGCUGACUCAAUUGCAUUCCCCCUAGUGAGCCAUUCAGCAACCAGAAAUGGCCCUCCAGGAGGACCUGAUCAAGGAGAAUUAGAAGACAAUGAGAUUGUCUGUUUUCUCAAAGUUCAGUUAGCCGAAGCCAUCAACUUGCAGGAUAAGCACCUGAUGGCACAGAUUCAGGAAACCAUGCGUUGUGUUGGUAGAUUUGACAGUAGAACCUGCAACAAGUUACUAGCUGCCAUUGCUGAGGAUUACAGAAAACGAGCUCCAUAUAUUGCUUACUUGACACGGUGCCGUCAAGGGCUCCAGACUACUCAAGCCCACCUUGAAAGACUCUUACAAAGAGUGCUCAGAGACAAAGAGGUUGCGAACAGAUACUUCACUACAGUCUGUGUGAGACUAUUGCUUGAAAGCAGAGAAAAGCAUAUUCUGGAAUUUAUUAAAGAUUUUCAGAAUCUCACCGCAGCAGAUGACAAAACUGCCUUAGUAGAAGAAUUCUUGCAGUCAUUGUAUGGAGUUAUGGCGCAAGAUGUUAUCUGGCAGAAUGCCAGUGAAGAACAGCUCCAGGAUGCACAAAUGGCAAUUGAGCGUAGCGUUAUGAACCGCAUUUUCAAACUUGCCUUCUAUCCCAAUCAGGAUGGUGAUAUUUUACGUGACCAGCUUUUCAAUGAACACAUUCAGCGUCUGUGUAAAGUUGUCAGUGCAAAUCACCGAGCACUUCAAAUUCCAGAGGUGUAUUUAAAAGAAGCACCAUGGCCAUCUGCACAGUCGGAGAUUCGAACAAUCAAUGCAUACAAGACCCCAAGAGAUAAGGUUCAGUGUAUCCUGCGAAUGUGCUCCACCAUAAUGAAUCUGUUAAGCCUGGCCAAUGAGGACUCAGUCCCUGGGGCUGAUGACUUUGUUCCUGUUCUUGUGUUUGUCCUUAUCAAGGCUAACCCACCCUGCCUGCUGUCCACUGUUCAGUACAUCAAUAAUUUCUAUGCCAACCGGCUUGGUGGAGAAGAAUCCUAUUGGUGGAUGCAAUUCACAGCAGCAGUUGAAUUCAUUAAAACCAUUGAUGAUCGCAAGUGAUGCAGAACACCACCUGCAUGGCAGACUGUUAGGAAAAGUGAAAAGAUUUACACCAACUGUUUGUGGGAGGGGAUCUGAAGACUGAAUCUUCUCCUCUUGUAUUAUAAAUGUAGAUAGUGUGGAGGCAUUUAAAAAAAAUAGAUUCAGUGCAUCUUUACCAAAAUUAACAAUCAAAUUUACUAACAGGUCUUUAUAUAUUUCUGUCAUGUAAAGUCAACAGGUCAGCAAUGCAAAAAGGGACCACACUUUUUCAGGUAUUUCAAAAAGUUGACAGUGUACUGUAGGAAAAUGACAUCUCUUAUUUGUGUUACCUUGAUCAGCAUGAAUUUUGAGCUGGGGCCUCAACCAAGUGCAGUGGUGAUUUUUUUUCCCCCUUUUCACAAAGCAUAAAUGACAGCCACUUUUAUCUGAACCUUUUAUCAAUGAAACUAUUUUUGUUGAUUGUUGAGAGUGCCCAAGCCAAACCUGUUAUGUGCAUUUGACCAAUCAUGCUUUCCCUGAAAGAAAUUUACUGACAACAUAGAGCAUGUCAUAACCCAAGGUGAAGAAUCCUCAGCUGUAGUUUAUCAUUUUUAUCUGAAAAGGUCACCCUCUCGUGUUGCUAUGAUAUAUUUUUGACCCAUUGCUGUUAUUUCCAAAAUUUGGAUGACUUUUAGAUCAGGGUAUCAUACCUAAUUUUGCAGCCUUAUUGGUGUAUGUUUGAAACAAGUAUUAGUAUUUAACCAACUUAUUAGUAAAGUGACAUAGGACUGUAUUUGUUUUAGUUGCUGGGGUUAUCUUUACAAAAUUCUUCAGAAAAUAAUGCCUUUUAUUUUAAAUUGCUUUUACCAGGAUAGCUGUUUCAUUUGGAUUAUAAACAAGCGAGAGUAUCUUCUGGCUCCCACAUUUUGCAGUUCGUCAACUGAUUCUCUUGUGGCAGAAUUAUAGAUCCAGAAAAGGUGGAUCUGGACUUAGCCUUUCAGAGUAAGGAAACCAGUUUUAGUAGGGGAAUGCAAGGAAUUGGUAUAUGAAUACUGCUGUCAAAUGAUCCAGGCUAAAGAAGCUGUAAGACAAAAGCAAAUUGCAAGUGAAAUGUUGAGCUCUCAAUUAAAUGUUACAGUUGAAUGCUAGCCUUGACUGCCAUUUGGACUCCACUACUCUCAAGAAUUUGUUCCCUCUGCAUAUGGGAUAUGGUGCAAGCAUCAUUCACGUCCUGCUGAAGCACCCUUUUCAACAUCUGGAUCACAAUUACGCUAAUCUCCGAGAAGAAUUUUGCAACUGCGACUUUUUUGGCUAAAACAGAAAGUGAGAUCUGAGGGAUAUGAAAAUGAUUGAGGAGGAACAGGAAAGUUUAAACCAGAUCACAUUAAUACCUUACAGUAGCUGAAACUUCCAGUUGACAGCAGUGCCUUUGUCAACAGGUAAAAUUUAACAGAGAACAUGAAUGAUUCACGCUUACAUCACCUUUUUAUGGAGCAAUUUUUAGUAAGCAUAACCAGAAGGCACUGGGACUUAGGUCCAGUUUAAAAUUAAAGUGAGUCAGAUUUCUAGGAAACAAGAUGACUAUAUAUUUUAAGUUGCUUUACAAAUGGCUAACAAAAAGGUAGAAUUAAAUAAUGGCAGCU
Messenger RNA from Hemiscyllium ocellatum (epaulette shark), 6319 nucleotides. It is a transcript of the gene gapvd1, whose product is annotated as GTPase activating protein and VPS9 domains 1. NCBI's taxonomy places the organism in Eukaryota, Metazoa, Chordata, Chondrichthyes, Orectolobiformes, Hemiscylliidae. Gene Ontology annotation, molecular function: small GTPase binding; guanyl-nucleotide exchange factor activity. Gene Ontology annotation, biological process: vesicle-mediated transport; regulation of GTPase activity. Gene Ontology annotation, cellular component: endocytic vesicle; cytosol. The record is from RefSeq and is a predicted model, not a curated record. The transcript is spliced from 28 exons. The coding region runs from base 312 to 4715 and encodes 1467 amino acids.